Molecule: messenger RNA, 864 nt
Organism: Odobenus rosmarus divergens (Pacific walrus)
Lineage: Eukaryota; Metazoa; Chordata; Mammalia; Carnivora; Odobenidae
Exons: 6
Coding region: 1-864 (287 amino acids)
Source: RefSeq, a predicted model, not a curated record
AUGACUGAGCCGCCCCGCGGCGGCGGCGGCGGCGGCGGCGGCGGCGCGGGAGGAGCGCGGCCGCCCGGGCGGCGGCCAUUGGCCCGGCGGCCGUCCGCCCCGGGCUCACGUAACCCCGGCGGGAGGCGAGGCCCGGAUCGGGCGGCCCUGUGCUCCCGGCACGCGGGGAGCGGAGGCGGGGCGGCUGCGGCGCUUAAAGGGGCCCGAGAGGAGGGGGCGGGCGCCGUGCGGCCGGGGUGGGCUGCCGGAGGGGCGCAGCUCGGCGAGCGGCGAGGGGUGCCGGAGGUGGCUGCGUUCUUUCGAAAGCGAGGGAGCAGCUGGGCCGAUCUUUGUUCUUUUGAGACAAAGCCCCUGAACUUGGGUCCUCGCUUUGUGCAGGUGCAAGUGCUCGUGUAUGGAAAGCCCAUGGUGGGGAAAGGCUUUAAUACAGGAGGUUGCUGUUUCACAGGACUGGUUCGAAUCUCACGACACCCAAGGAAACUAGCUGUGAAUGAUGAUGUGCUGAAAUUUCACAAAGCCCCUUUACCAGAAGCUCCAACCCAAAUUGGAGUAAACAAUAAAGGAUGUUUUUUCUCAGAAAACAAAAGAUCCAAAGGCUUCCCAGUUGCUGUGUGGUCCCAAAGUGAAGCUGAGGAGCCACCAGAAAACAUCAGAAGCUUUCAUCCAGAAAAGCCUGAGGACACCCCUGCCCUUCCUCAAGAGAGAGAAGUCCUUUACAUGACAGCUAUUUUUCUUAGUCUUGGAGGAAUUCACACCACUCCUUCCCCCAGCUUUUUCCCCCAGUGGCAGGAGCAAAAAGGUGGUCUCAGAAUUUCUAGAAAGGCCUCAGUCCUCCCUACCCAACAACAGGCACAGCUUUGCUAA